AUGGCCGCCCGCCUCCUCGUCGUCGCUGCCGUAGCCAACGCCGCCUUGGCUUUCUCUAAUACUUCUCCUGUCGUCGCAUGGUCUUCUUCUAGUUCCUAUGCACUCGAUUCGCUGCCUGCUCGAUUGGACAGCACGUACCAUACAGUAUCUCUUCUCGAGAGCAUUCUGAGCUCUGAGGACAUUUGCAACCACGAUGCAGUCGUAUUGGUCAACCAACCCGGUCUGCACGCCUCGGAUCUGCGAACACUAGAACCAAGCACACAUAUAGCCCGAAGCAUCGCCUCUGCACAUUCAUCCCGCCAGUACCCCUACCUGCCCUCUCACCACUCGCACGCAAACGGAAUACUAUCUCUCGCAGAAAGCGUAUCCUCGAAAUGCGGUUCUCGCCUCCUCCAAUACGCACCAGGCAAAGACAAAGUCACCCUCCAACCCAACUCUAAACACGUCCUGUGCAUGAACAUGCCACACCUCGACAAGUCCGGCCACUCUCGCAAAACAACCAUGGCGCAGCACGAAUCUCUUCUAGGGGACGAAUUGUCCUCAAUCACCUCAUCAUUCCCAAACCACCUCAUAAUCUUCACCGGCUCGCCACUUGGCUCGCACUCCAAACGUCAAGUCCCCGACCGGCCCAUUUUGGACCUCUCAUCCGACUCCUUCUCCUCAUUCGCACCAACCAACACCACCCUCCCCACAGGCGGCGUGCUGAAGCGAUACCAACUCCUCACUCCAGGCCUAAUCACCGCGCUUCUCAUCGCCUUUUUCGUUCUCGUCCCCGUCGUGAUGAUGGGCAUGAAAGCGCUCGCGAGCAUCCAGAACCCUAUCCGCGUCGACGUUUCCAAGUCGUAUAACGCGCAAGAGCGCAAGAACCAGUGA
Messenger RNA from Psilocybe cubensis, 873 nucleotides. RefSeq lists its product as uncharacterized. Gene Ontology annotation, cellular component: endoplasmic reticulum membrane. NCBI's taxonomy places the organism in Eukaryota, Fungi, Basidiomycota, Agaricomycetes, Agaricales, Agrocybaceae. The transcript is spliced from 4 exons. Gene Ontology annotation, biological process: fungal-type cell wall biogenesis; (1->6)-beta-D-glucan biosynthetic process. The record is from RefSeq and is a predicted model, not a curated record. The coding region runs from base 1 to 873 and encodes 290 amino acids.